Penicillium odoratum is the source of this 1176-nucleotide messenger RNA. RefSeq names its product Rcd1-like cell differentiation family protein. The transcript is spliced from 4 exons. Gene Ontology annotation, biological process: mRNA catabolic process; negative regulation of translation. Gene Ontology annotation, cellular component: CCR4-NOT core complex; CCR4-NOT complex; P-body. NCBI's taxonomy places the organism in Eukaryota, Fungi, Ascomycota, Eurotiomycetes, Eurotiales, Aspergillaceae. Bases 1 to 1176 code for a protein of 391 amino acids. The record is from RefSeq and is a predicted model, not a curated record.
AUGCUACAAGCGCAGAGCCAACACGUCUUCUCCCACCAGCAUCAGUAUCCACAGGCUGAUCCCGCGUGGCUGCAACACCAGCAGCAACAACAACAUCAUCAGGCACAGCCGCACCAGCAACACCAGCAGCAGCACGCCUCCUUGGUCGCCGCUCAGCAACAUGCUCAAGUCCAGGCUGCGCAGCAGCAGCAGCAGCAACAACAACACUAUAGUCGCCUGGCCAUGGCCAAUAACAGCGCUGUAAACCCUGGUCAGAGUGCCGGAGGCCUCGGCGGCAUGGGCGGAGAGGGUUUGGCCAAUGCGGUCUCCGGCAUGGACGGUGCUAUCAGUGAUGAGAAUCGCAAGGUCUUCAUCUGGGUUGCAGAACUCCUGGAUCCCGCCCGCAGGGAAGCGGCGCUCAUGGAACUGAGCAAGAAGCGGGAGCAGGUCCCUGAGCUGGCUCUCGUGAUCUGGCAUUCAUUCGGUGUCAUGACUGCCCUCCUCCAGGAGAUCAUUUCGGUCUAUCCCCUUUUGAAUCCUUCGCAGUUGACUGCCGCCGCAUCAAAUCGAGUCUGCAAUGCGCUGGCGCUCUUGCAGUGUGUCGCAUCCCACAAUGAGACACGCACUCUCUUCUUGAACGCCCACAUCCCUCUAUUUCUCUACCCCUUCCUCAACACCACUUCCAAGUCUCGCCCGUUCGAGUACCUCCGUCUAACUUCCCUCGGUGUCAUUGGUGCCCUAGUGAAGAAUGACUCAUCCGAUGUGAUCAACUUCCUGCUUACCACCGAAAUCAUUCCCCUCUGCCUUCGGAUCAUGGAGACUGGAUCGGAACUGAGCAAGACCGUCGCUAUCUUCAUUGUUCAGAAGAUUCUUCUUGAUGACAUUGGCUUGGCAUAUAUCUGUGCGACCUAUGAGCGUUUCUACGCUGUUGGCACAGUCCUCAGCAAUAUGGUUGGUCAGCUGGUGGAUCAGCAAACAGUGCGACUGCUCAAGCAUGUCGUGCGCUGCUUCCUUCGAUUCAGUUUGAGCGACAACAGCCGUGCCCGUGAGGCAUUGCGACAAUGCUUACCGGAACCUCUCCGAGACGCCACCUUCUCCUCCGUCCUCCGAGACGACGCAGCUACCAAGCGCUGCCUGGCUCAGCUCCUGAUAAACCUCUCAGACAAUGUGUCUGAUGGCGCCUCGGCAGCCAUGUAA